Molecule: messenger RNA, 2887 nt
Organism: Bactrocera dorsalis (oriental fruit fly)
Lineage: Eukaryota; Metazoa; Arthropoda; Insecta; Diptera; Tephritidae
Product: ephrin type-B receptor 1-like
Exons: 9
Coding region: 137-2695 (852 amino acids)
Biological process (GO): protein phosphorylation; axon guidance; cell surface receptor protein tyrosine kinase signaling pathway
Cellular component (GO): membrane; neuron projection
Molecular function (GO): protein binding; transmembrane-ephrin receptor activity; ATP binding
Source: RefSeq, a predicted model, not a curated record
CUUUUAUUGAGUAGUUCCAAGCAUUGUUAGCUUAAUUGUAGAAUAAUGUUACUUAUUAUAACAUUAAAAACUUUUAUUUCUUAAAUUUAUUUCAGUCCUUGAUCACAACAUACCAACUAAAUAUUUGUACAAUGAUAUGUACAUGAAUUUCAGAAUGUUAUCAAUGGAUUGCGCCGAAAUAUUAGGUCUCCAUUUCAAACCAACUUGUGUCACAUUGCAAUGUAAUGAAAAAAGAAAUACCAACCAUCAAGUUAUAAUAACGAGAGGAGCUGCUACGUCGACGAUUAAAACCUUUUCUAUAGAGAAUCUAGGAGAAGCUUUCUAUAAGAAUUUAGAGACCGUUGUACGUCAUCCUAAUUUUAAAUUAAGAAGACUCCAAUCAAAACUGUCUUCUGUCGCUGACACGUGCUCGAUACAAUCACCCAAUAACGGCAGUUUGGGUAGUGCUGAACCGAGUAUAUGUACUUCCAGAUCGAGCAUAUAUUCUUCCAAUGUUACGUUAUUUACAAAUAGUGUGCCUUUAACAUCAAGGGCAAAUACUACUUUAUCAUCAUAUUAUGUAUCAAAUAAGUCGUUAUUGUCACCUUCAAAAUUAGAAAGUUCCAGCCAGAAAAUGUUGGUUAUCAAAAUUAUAGAAAUUAUAAAGAAAAUAUUGCUCAUAAAAAUUUUGACCAGAAUAACAUCGACAGAAGGAUCUUAUGUAUUGAAUUCAUCGAAAGCGCCAUUAAAUUUCCUAAUAAUGAAAGUACGCAAAGUAUUAAUUGCUUUUGCGAUUUUUACUUUUGUAUUUCACUUUGAUGUUGUUUUAGCCGAUCAAGUUAUUCUGCUGGAUACGACAAGAGAAGCUACUUUGGAGUGGACUCGGUAUCCUUAUGGACCACAUGCUCAAACACCGGGGUGGGUUGAGGAAUCAUUUACAGAUUUUGUAAAGGGUAUAAAUUGGCGAAGCUAUGUCGUUUGCGAUGUUGCAUAUAACAAUGUCAAUAAUUGGUUAUGGUCUCCUUUUAUCGACCGAGGACCUGCAAACAGAUUAUACAUUGAAAUUAAGUUUACUAUACGUGAUUGUUCCCUAUUUCCAGGAAAUGCACUCUCCUGUAAAGAAACGUUUAGCCUUUUAUUCUAUGAAUUUGAUGCUGCUACUCGAGAACCUCCACCGUGGCAAACCGAUAGUUAUAAGUUGAUCGCACGUAUAGCUGCAGGAGAAGGCCGCUUCAAUCAAAAUUCUGACGUUGAUAUAAACACUGAAGUCAAAAGUAUUGCCGUAACAAAGAAAGGUGUUUACUUUGCAUUCCGUGAUCAAGGAGCCUGCAUAAGUGUGUUAGCAGUAAAGGUUUACUAUAUCACUUGUCCUGCAGUAACGGAAAAUUUUGCUCAUUUCAAUGAAACACCAACGGGAAGAGAAAUUACUAUAAUUGAAAAACAAAAUGACACCUGUAUUGAAAAUGCGGAACCAUAUGAGACACCUACACACUUGUGUAAAGGUGAUGGCAAAUGGACAAUUCUAACUGGAGGCUGCCAAUGCAAGGUUGGAUAUGAGCCAGAUUUCAUAAAUAAAACCUGUAAUGAAUGUCCGAUAGGGAAAUUUCGUUCAAAAGAUGUUAAUAAAUGUGUACCAUGCCCACCUAAUUCAAAUGCGCUAAAUCUAGCAGCAGGAUUUUGUAAAUGCCUUCCUGGUUAUUAUCGACAUCCACACGAUGGAAAGCACAUGCCUUGCAAUAAACCGCCCGGACCUCCCACGAAUUUAACUUUGUUAUUUGUGGACCAAACAAGUGCAAUUCUUUCUUGGAAUGUGCCCAUAAGGGAGUUAUUAGAAUCAUCAUUUUCUUUGAAAAAAACUAAAUAUCGCAGUGAAAUUGUGUAUAAAGUACGAUGUCUGUCCUGCUCCUCCAACGUUGUGUUCAAUCCAGCAUUAGAUUCAUUUAAUGAAACCAAAUUAACCUUAACUAAUUUGGAACCAGUAACAACGUACACAAUUCAAAUACAUUCUAUGAACGGUAUUUCAAGCCUGAUGGAAGCGGACAAUAAUUACAACGAUUCUUCUGAAGAUAAUAAAAAUACCGCCCAAUUUGGAUCUUUCAAUGCUACACUUGAAAAUCCCUUAAUGUCUACUAAUGUAAAAUCAUCGACAGAGUCUGCAAUCCUGUCCACUGUAUUUAAUGUUCACGUUGUUGCGACCACAAGUAGGGAAGUAGAUUUGGUAUGGGACAAAUCUAUGCAAAGUGAUUAUCCUAUUGAAUUUUAUGAGGUGCGUUGGUUUCCCAAACCGGAGCUGGAUUCAGUUAAUAAAACUGUAUUCAAUACAAAGGAAACUAGAGCUCAUAUCGAAGGACUCACUGAAAAUACGGAAUAUGGGUUUCAAGUUCGGUGCAAAACAUUGAAUGGAUACGGCACUUACAGUAACAUUGUUUAUGCUCAAACACACCAGAGCAUGAAUUCAGGGUACGAUGACUCUAUACAUAUGCGAAUUGUUGCUGGUGCUACUGUUGCUCUUGUUUUUAUAUUAGUACUAGUAAUUGUUUUGUUACUAGUACAGUUUUGUUCUUGCGGUCGAAAAAUCAAGAUGAUCUUGACAAAAAGUCGAGCAAUUACUUGCCAUUGCCUCUGGAUUACGCUAGCAAUGAAGGUCAAAAACAACAACACCACAACAGUACGUAAAAUUAGCAGAAAUAAUGGAGAAAAAGCCAGAUAUAGCUAACGGUUUUCACAAGGGACCUAAGGAAGAUGUGCAGGCUUUUUGGCAAGAGGUGGCUUCUAAUUUAAAUGCACUUGGUCCACCAUCUAAGGACUCACUUGCGUGGAGAAAAGUAAGUAAGUGAAAACGAAUUUUUAAAUUCUAACGUUUCGUUACAGGUUUGGAUUGACUGGAAGUGCUACAUCAAACGCAAGC